Messenger RNA from Cynoglossus semilaevis (tongue sole), 3442 nucleotides. Its product is annotated as intermediate filament family orphan 1-like. The coding region runs from base 624 to 2456 and encodes 610 amino acids. The transcript has 10 exons. The record is from RefSeq and is a predicted model, not a curated record. NCBI's taxonomy places the organism in Eukaryota, Metazoa, Chordata, Actinopteri, Pleuronectiformes, Cynoglossidae.
AAAAGAGGUCACAUUUGAUUGAGUGCAGUGGUGCAGUGGUGCAGUGGUGUGUGACAAGUUCAGUUUUCUUUAAAAAAAAAAAAGCUGUCAUCACGACGGUGCGCACUUGUUCUGGUUAUUACGACAUCCGUACGAUCAGCUGCUGCUGCCGCUGCUGCCGCUCUAUUCUAGUCUUUACGGUAUAGAAGCACCGCAGUGUUGGUCUGUGCAGCAGCAGCAGCUCUGACGUCCACACCCUCCUGAUCUUCAUCUCUCCAGCUGCUGCCACCUCCUCUUCCUCCUCCUUCACCAUCACAGGGAUACAGAGAUAAGAACAAACGUGUGACUUGCUGCGUCACCUCGCUUGUCCUGGUCCUGGUCCUGGUCCUGGUCCUGGUCCUGGUCCUGGGAAUAGCACAGUAUGAAGUGACUGAGGAGCAGGAGAAACCCAGACCUUCGACUGCUUCCGGACCUGGUUCUGGUUGUGGACUCCUUUCUUCAGCGGAGACAUUUUGAUCUUCUGACUGACCCCCGGUGGCCACGAGCUGGAAGUACCAGUAGAUUCUACUGUCAGUUCUAGUUUUGGUUCUAGACUCCUCCAGGGUUCUGUACUCUUUGACGUUAUUUGUAGGAAUCCUGGUUUCAUGCCGGACUUUGAGCACGUCAGACUUUCUUACUCCAGAAUGAAUCCGGUCCUGGGGGACAGUGGGUUUCCGAUGCCGCAGCACCAUAUGACGGUCCAGACGGAGUGCAUUGUCCCAGAACCGGGGCACUUCUUCUGGGAUCAUGGGUGGUACGGACCGGAUGGGGUUUCUGGACUGGACCUGUCCCACCCCCACCACAGAGCGCCCCCUGCUGCCAUGGCACUGCGUAACGAUCUGGGCUCCAACAUCAGUGUUCUGAAGACCCUGAACCUGAGGUUCCGCUGCUUCCUGGCCAAAGUCCACGAGCUUGAACGCCGGAACAACGUUCUAGAGAAGCAGCUGCAGCAAGCAGUGGAGCAGAACGGACACCAGAGGGCGCUCACCAGAGACGCAUGCGUUCAGACUAGCUUUAAUGGGGCCGUUCAGUCCAGACCGGGUUUUAUCCCCAUCCACAAUGUGAACCAGUCGGCCUUCCUCCGGUCCCCGACCCUGAACCCUCACUUUGACAACCAACGGCUCCUCCCCCCGCCCACAGACUCCAACUCCAACCUGGCCAUCAGUCCAACUCUGAGUCCCAGCACCAACCCAACCAGAACCUUCAGCAACAUCAACCAAGGAUUUACUGCUGACUCUGGCACCAACGGCAGCCCCCCUCCGCGCUUCCUCCCUGGUAACCAGUGGACCUUCGACACCAGCCCUAGGUUUGGCACCGGCCGUGACUCCUGCCUUCCCAGAGCGGGAAUGUUGUGGCCAUGUCCAGAUGGGAUCGGGGUCCAGAUCGACACCAUCACCCCGGAGGUCAGAGCGCUGUACAACGUCCUGGGCAAAGUGAAGAGGGAGCGAGAGGAGUACAGGAGGAGAUGGGAGGAGGAGCUCACGGCCAGGCUGGAGCUGCAGGACCGACUGAUGGAGCUGGAGGAGGAGCUGCAGGAGAGUGAAGUGUGUCAGGACGAGCUGACGCUGCGGCUGAAGCAGCUGAGGGCGGAGCUCGUUCUCUUCAAAGGCCUCGUCAGCAACAACCUGUCCGACCUGGAGACCAAGAUCCAGGAGAAGGCCAUGACGGUGGACAUGGACAUCUGCCGCCGCAUCGACAUCACCGCUCGCCUCUGUGACGUGGCCCAGCAGCGGAACUGCCAGGAGACCAUCGACAUCUUCCCGGUGGCCACGCCCCCCGCCACCCUCAACCUCCGCGUCAGGAAACCCAGCACUCUGUCGUUCAGAGAGGGAGACGAACUGAGCGUGUCUGAGAGCGAUGGAGGCGGGGCCAGAGAGGAGGAGUCAUGUGGCACCAGCACAUCCACCAAUCAGAUCAACGAGCAGACGAACAAGAUGUUCCACCAGCUCAGUGAGUUCGACGACGACAGCGACAGUCUGGUCUGGGAGGAAACUGAAGAAACUCUUCUUCUGUGGGAGGAUUUUUCUGGAAACUCACAGGCAGCAGAAACACUUGAAGAGCAUGAAGAGUCCAUUGAGAAGGUGAUCAGUGACACAGAGACUCUGUUCAAAACCAGAGAGAGAGACUAUCAGGACACCAUCAACCAGAUUGAGCUGGACCUGGCGACAGCCAAGAGUGACAUGAACCGACACCUGCACGAGUACAUGGAGAUGUGUUCCAUGAAGAGAGGACUGGACGUCCAGAUGGAGACCUGCAGGAGACUGAUGAUGUCCCAGGGGGACAGGGAGUCUCCUCCUCGUGUGUCUCUGAUGGUGAAUGAUGUGGACACUGAAGAAGGAGAGACGAAGAAUCCAGCUCUAACACCUGAGACGGACAAGAACCGAUCAAACUACAACCUUAAGACUGCGGCUCCUCCCCUCCUCCGGAGAAAAGCCUGACACACACGCACACUCACGCACGCACACGCGCACGCACGCACGCACGCACACACACACACACACACGUUUCAUCAACAAAGCAGUGAAAAUAAAAGUGAACACAGAUUUAAGUCGAACCUGAACACAAACCAUCUGUGUCGUCUGUCUUUGAUCCUCGGGCACUGUUAGGAGAUCAAACCUGUGGUCUGUGGGCCAUUUUUCCAUUAAGGGGUCAAAGGUCAGGGUACAUGGAUUUGACCGUGUCAAUCAGGAUAUCAACGUACGAUAACGUUUUCACUGCCGUCAGGGUCAAACGUUAGCAGAAGAGAGGAAGGACAAGACAAGAAGACGAGUGAAGUCAAAGUUAUAGACGUAGUUGGUCAAUGAGCUUGGUAGUUAUUGAGAUAGUUUGACUUUGGCUGCUGCCCCCUGGUGUCCAACACAAGCAUCACAGACACAGCAAGGUUUAAAUUUCAACAGCAACAGCUUCUUUCCAUCUCUUCACUUCCUGUGACUAAAACGUCAGUCUGGUCUUCACACCGCGUGUGUGUGUGUGUGUUUAUUCAUUUUCAAAGACUUUUUUUCAAAAAUAAAAACUCACAUUUGUUCUGGUGACGUUGACCCAAAGUCUAAUCAAAAACCGUCAUUGGUCCAGACUGGCUUACUAACACAGUAAGUCCCCUGUCUGCCACCAGGGGGCGGGAUGGUGACCUGGCCCGUGACCUGCUCCAACACUGUUGUUCUACAGAUCUGAUCCUGCAACAUCCAAACUGUGCCCCCUGGUGGAGACUUUGUAGAGCUGGUUUACAGACCGAUGUGGUUGAGGUUGCGGUGACGCCAACAUUGACAUGAGAAACUUUUUUUUUUUAUUUAGGUUCAAAAACAUAAUAACAUUAUAACAAUAAUAUUAAUACAGAAAUUCAAAAAAGAAAAAGGAAUAAUCGCUUUUCUGCCCACGACCUUCAACAUAAGGGUCAAAGGUGAGACACGGGCGGGAAUUCAAACGU